CAAUCGUCAAUCGUGGGUUCAUUAUAGUUUGGUUUUUCAGUAAUAUAGUUAAAAUGUCGAAAAAUACAGGAAGUUCUAUGUUUAGGAAAGUCGACGUGGAUGAAUAUGAUGAAAAUAAAUUCCAAGACGAACAAAUUGACGGUCAAGAAUCCAGUGGACCAGAUGAGUCAGAAAUCCAAAAUUUCUUAUUGAGUAAGCAAAAUGUUGAAGCAUUACAAGCUGUACUGAAAAACCCACCAGUAAAUUCUAAAAACCAAGCAGUUAAGGAUAAGACAUUUAAUCUUGUUCUUCGAGUUCUCACAGCCUUCAAGUCUUCAGAUAUUGAUAAAGCAAUAAAUGCACUAGACCAAGAUUCUCAAGACGUUUUGAUGAAAUACAUUUACAGAGGAUUUGCAUGCCCUACAGAAAACAGUUGCGGUAUACUCCUCGCAUGGCAUGAAAAAGCUGUUGCAGUCGGGGAGCUUGGUAGUAUUGUGCGUGUUCUUACCGACAGGAAAUCUGUUUAAAAGUAUAGCAAAAUAGAUAUUAUAACCAAGAUAGAUUUUGUUCAAAAGUAUUUUUCUAUGAUUACCAGCCUGAUAGAACAACUGAGAGAUUUGGUUUAGGAUUUGGUACCAAACAGAUGACUCAUUGGUACUAGUGCCACCAUUUGCAUAAAUCAUAGAGAUGUCAUUAAUAUUGUUAAUUAUGAAUUUUUAUAUCUUAAUGGAGGUGGUACAUACAGUGUACACCAUACAAUUUAAUUUCACAUAAGUGAUGAAUCAUAAAAUUCCAUUUUGCUUAUUAUAAUUUUGAAGUACGCCCUCCCUUCAGUCAAGGACAUCGCCUCACCCCGCUCCCGUCGGGCAUAUCCUGGCGCCACCAUUGGAAAAGGAUGAAGAACAAGGAAUAUUUUUUAAGAGUGGACGAAUUUGCAUGAUGUGCAUCUUUGACUUAUUUAGAUACAAUAUCACGGGGUCAAAUGUAAGCCUUGUGGAACUUUGUUAUUGAACAAUUGUCAAGGACUUAUUAUAUAUUAUUAUUUCAAUAUUUUAAUAUUAAUUUAGUCCUACCUGUAUUUAUUUAUAAACUAUUGAAUAGCAUUUUAUAUAUUGCCUCUUAGCCAAAAUAUACAUUUUCUUUGUUUUAAAUACAGAAUUUUCUUCAUACAAA
Anneissia japonica is the source of this 1152-nucleotide messenger RNA. RefSeq names its product actin-related protein 2/3 complex subunit 5-A-like. NCBI's taxonomy places the organism in Eukaryota, Metazoa, Echinodermata, Crinoidea, Comatulida, Comatulidae. The transcript is spliced from 4 exons. Gene Ontology annotation, molecular function: actin filament binding. Gene Ontology annotation, biological process: Arp2/3 complex-mediated actin nucleation; regulation of actin filament polymerization; cell migration. Bases 54 to 506 code for a protein of 150 amino acids. The record is from RefSeq and is a predicted model, not a curated record. Gene Ontology annotation, cellular component: cytoplasm; Arp2/3 protein complex; actin cytoskeleton.